Molecule: messenger RNA, 3077 nt
Organism: Heterocephalus glaber (naked mole-rat)
Lineage: Eukaryota; Metazoa; Chordata; Mammalia; Rodentia; Bathyergidae
Gene: Eps8l2
Product: EPS8 signaling adaptor L2
Biological process (GO): positive regulation of ruffle assembly; regulation of Rho protein signal transduction; Rho protein signal transduction
Cellular component (GO): plasma membrane; vesicle; ruffle membrane
Molecular function (GO): actin binding
Source: RefSeq, a predicted model, not a curated record
CGGGGCGGGUGACUCGGUAACCUGUCGCUCAGGUUCCUCCUCUGUGUCCCGCCUCGCCCGGCCCGCCCGGCCGCCGAGGUCCUGCCCGACCGUGGAGAGAGACUGCGGCGGCCCGGCGCGCACAGACGGGCGGACGGACGCGCCGACCGGGACGGCGAGCAGGUGCGGCCGAACCCUGGGCCCGACUGACUCGGGCGGACGCUGUGCUGUCUCCUCGGCGCGGCGCCGGCAGUACCAAGGACACCAUGAGCCAGUUGGGCCCCAUGAGCUGCUGCCCGGGCUCCACUAAUGGCAGCCUGGGCCGGUCAGACCGUGUGGCCAAGAUCAGCGCCAAGGACCUGUUCGAGCAGAGGAAGAAGUAUUCCAACUCCAACAUCAUCAUGCACGAGACCUCUCAGUACCAUGUCCAGCACCUGGCCACGUUCAUCAUGGACAAGAGUGAGGCCAUCACCUCCGUGGACGACGCCAUCCGGAAGUUGGUGCAGCUGAGCUCCAAGGAGAAGGUCUGGGCCCAGGAGAUGCUGCUGCAGGUCAGCGACCAGUCAGUGCGGCUGCUGGACAUCGAGACGCAGGAGGAGCUGGAGAACUUCCCACUGGCCACAGUGCAGCACAGCCAGACGGUGCUCAACCAACUUCGCUACCCCUCAGUGCUGCUCCUGGUGUGCCAGGACUCCGAGCAGAACAAGCCCGACAUCCAUUUCUUCCACUGUGACGAGGUGGAGGCUGAGCUGGUGCAGGAGGACAUCGAGAGUGCACUGGCCGACUGCCGGCUGGGGAAGAAGAUGCGGCCGCAGACCCUGAAGGGACACCAGGAGAAGAUCCGGCAGCGGCAGUCCAUCCUGCCCCCCCUCCAGGGCCCAGCCCCCAUCCCCUUCCAGGACCGGGCAGGGGACUCCCCUCAUGCCAAGAACCGGGUGGGCCCCCCGGUGCCGCCCCAAGACCCAGCAGGCUUCCGUCGCCGGGAAUCGCAGGAUGAGGAGCCGCGGGCGGUGCUGGCCCAGAGGAUAGAGAAGGAGACGCAAAUCCUCAACUGCGCCUUGGACGACAUCGAGUGGUUCGUGGCCCGGCUGCAGAAGGCGGCAGAGGCUUUCAAGCAGCUGAACCAGCGGAAGAAGGGGAAGAAGAAGGGCAAGAAGGGGCCCGCAGAGGGCGUCCUCACACUGCGGGCGCGGCCCCCCUCCGAGGCCGAGUUUGUCGACUGCUUCCAGAAAACCAAGCUGGCCAUCAACCUGCUCGCAAAGCUGCAAAAGCACAUCCAGAACCCCAGCGCCGCGGAGCUGGUGCACUUCCUCUUCGGCCCGCUGGACCUGAUCGUCAACACCUGCGGAGGCCCGGACCUCGCGCGCUCGGUCACCAGCCCUGGGCUCUCCCGCGACGCCGUGGGCUUCCUGCGCGGCCAUCUGGUCCCCAAGGAGAUGUCGCUGUGGGAGUCGCUGGGGGAGACCUGGACGCGGCCCCGGUCCGAGUGGCCGCGCGAGCCGCAGGUGUCCCCCUACGUGCCCCAGUUUCACAGCGGCUGGGAGCCGCCCCUGGACGUGCUGCAGGAGGCGCCCUGGGAGGUGGAGGGGCCCGCGUCGGCGCCAGAGGACCAGCCAGCCCCGGGGCGCCGACUCUCUGCGCGAAGCUCCCCAAAGAACAUCCUGGGUGAGCCGACAGCCCCAGGGGAUGCCCUGCCGCCAGGCAGCUCCCCCCACACUCACAGGUACCAGCCAGCGCCAGCCAUGGCCAAGUACGUGAAGGUCCUCUACGACUUCACAGCGCGCAACGCCAAUGAGCUCUCGGUGCAGAAGGAUGAGGUCUUAGAGGUACUGGAGGACGGGCGGCAGUGGUGGAAACUGCGCAGCCGAAGCGGCCAGGCUGGCUUCGUGCCCUGCAACAUCCUGGCGGAGGCCCGGCCCGAGGAGGUCGGCGCCCCCUUAGACCAGGCCGGUCAGAGAUUCUGGGGACCCGCCAGCCCGACCCACAAGCUGCCCCCCACCUUCGCGGGGAGCAAGGAUGAGCUGAUCCACCACAUGGACGAGGUGAACGACGAGCUGAUGAAGAAGAUUAGCCACAUCAAGGUGCAGCAGUCCCGGCCCUUCCGCGUGGAGCGCAGCCAGCCUGUGCGCCUGCCGCUCACCUUCGAGUCGGGACCCGAUGAGGUCCGCGCCUGGCUGGAGGCCAAAGCCUUCAGCAGCCGCAUCGUGGAGAACCUGGGCAUACUGACCGGGCCUCAGCUGUUCUCACUCAACAAGGACGAGCUGAAGAAGGUGUGCGGGGAGGAGGGCGUCCGCGUGUACAGCCAGCUCACGGUGCAAAAGGCUGUCCUGGAGACACAGCAGAGCGGCUCAGAGCUGGAGGAACUCAUGAGCAAGUUUCAUUCCAAGAGCCAGAGGAGGGUGGAGGACAGCUAGACCUGGCUGCACGGCCGCCUGCUUCGUGGAGGAGUGCAGGCUGUGCUGGGCCCACCCACACAUGGGCUGUUAUCUUUGUGGGUGGAUUAUUUUAUAUCAAGGACUUGGGGGCCGAGAGGGGGUCACCUGCAUCCAGGCCCAGGCCUGGCCAGGUCCCUUGCCCACCCCCCGCCCAUACUAAGGACCAGCCAAACCUGUGCCCACCCCUGGGGCCUCAGCCUCCUGUCCCAGGCCACAGAGCUCCCCAGGGGACGGGUCUCCUCUGCUGGCCUCCCGUGCAUGGAAUGCUCCUGGCCGCUGUGAUGCUGACCCCCAGUCUGCCGACUUCUCCAUCUACCUGUCCGUCUGAUCCCCACACUGCAAGAGUGGUUGGAGCUCAGAGCUGGCUGGGCUGGUGUCCUGGGCUCCCGAUUUGUCCCCCACCCCGGGUGCUGCUUGGCAAGGGCAGCUGGGGCAGGGGCUCCAGGACCCUGUCAAGGUCUGAGGGUAGACUGGACACGAGGACUGGCCUCUGACACCUGACCCACAGAGCCCCGGAAGGACUGUCCCCUGACAUGUCCCAGGCCAGUGGAGCCCGGCCGCUGUGCUGGUGGCUGUGCCUCGGGGCUCCGGACCGAGUGUCACAGCCAGAGAUAAGACAGCGGGGCUCUGAGGCCACGGCAUUAAAACAGUUGUCUUCUCGAA